UGUUCUUUAUCACGCUGUGAAUUUAAGCAGAAGGACAUGAAAGAAGGGAAGAAAAGAUCAGUGAUUUAUUGUACGGAUAACAGUUCUUUUUUAAACAGUUUCUGAGAGUAAGCUCUUUAACACUCACACGUAAUCUACAUUACACUUUUUUGUGAGUAAAAAGCUAUCUACUGGAAAACUAAUUUGCUGUCGGGACACAAUGCGCUCUUUCUUUCAAUAUAUUGUCAGUGGUGACUGCAUAUUGUGGUAAGCUUAGGAACAUAUAUCUUUGCUUGUUUACAAAUGUGAAUAUCUUUCCUUUUUUCGGACCGGUUUACCUAUUUGGCUAUACAAAAAUACAAAAUUCCCAGUAUGGAACUCAACACAUGAAAUUUUUAUACUGAUAAGAAGAUGGACCUUCAAAAAUUGUACAGAGUGAUGUCUUCACAAGAGCCACUACAUUGACGAAGAGUCAGGACUACAACCUCGUGCAAGAAUAGAGAAGUGCUACAGUUGCGAACAUGUCAGAAGGAGACGAAGAGAAACCCCCUGAAGAGGGAGGAGAAGAAGAAGGCGAAGAAGUUGCCGAAAGUGAGAGCCAAGAAGGAGAAGGAGAAGAGGGUGAUGAAGGAAGCAAGGGAGGUUCGGUCAGCAGCAGUCAGAAAGCUUCCGUCACCGGUAGCGGCUCAGUACGCAGCAGCAGCUCUUACAGCGAGGGCAGCCGGUCGCUGUCAGUAGACAUAGAGUUGCUGAGUCACGAGCUGAGAGAACUGAAAGACUUUUUAGGCGUCCAGUAUGAAAGAUUAUUCACGAUAGCGAAGCAGCGACGGAUAGAAGACCUGCCCAAAGUUCUCCAACUAGUCGAAGAGAAAGAACAGUUUUUGGAACGGCUUGAGAAUCCUGACCUUAUUGCCCUGUUAAAGCAAACCUUUAAAAGAGCUGAAAGAGGUUCCUUCGCACCACGCCAGUUUCAAACAGGAACCGAUUAUCUGGAAAUACUAAAAAACGAUUCUGCAAAAUUUGAAAGGUAUUUGAGCGAAUUGGGUGAAGGAAUUGCGAGCAUAGAAAAUUUUAUAAACAAACUAGGAGAAGAAGCGCCAGAAGAGCUAAGCAGGUAUAAAGAGAUUCUUGAGGAAAGAGCGGAAAAACUGAACUCGGUGAAUAACUUACUAAUGAAGUACUUAAUCCAGGAGUCUUGCAUGGAUAGUUACAUAGUUGAAUUAGACCUUGCGCGCGCAUAUGCCUUAGUGAAGGAACAGAGUGACCACAUUGCAAAGCUACUGGACUACGUCGAUUUACAACGGAAACAUAUGGAUCCUGAGAGCUCUGCGUAUGGUGAGUGGUCUCGUAUUAGCACAGAAAAGGAACCUCUCGAUAACAAAGUAGAAGAACGACUGAAGACCGUAGGCGAAUUGGAAACUCAGUACGCUAACCAGGAGGAAGACGAAAAGGAUCCAAACUUACCACGUCUUCUCAGAAAGCAUAUGGAAGAACUUCUUCGCAAUCAGUCUCUUUACAUACAAAAACUCAGGAACUGCAUCGAGUCUCAGGCCCCACAUGUGUACGAAGAUGAUGAAAUUCCAGAUACCACUGAGAUCGCUGCAGAAGGUACCUACAUUUCCAAGUACGUAGACGAAUGGCUAAUGUUUAAUGGAAUGGAAUUAAAUAACCCAUCAAAAGAAGAAACUGAACUCGAACUACUAAAUCGCCUAAAAGAAGAGCUAGAAAGAUUUAUCGCUGAUGUGAAUGGUGAACUUGAAGAAAUGGGAGAAGAAGAAACAGAAGAGGCAGAAGGUAGAGAAGGUCUUGUGGAAUGGCUGACAACUGAGGAAAAGAAAAAGGAAUAUUUACAGAAAAUGGUUCAAGAACUGUCUGAAGAACUAAAUACGAUCGACAAAAACAAGCAGGUCGUGGAAAGAAGAGGCAUAUAUGGCGAGAAGAGACCUCCUGGUCCUAAGAAAAGCAAACGGAUGCCCAAAAUGUCUGAACUGGGCAGUGUGGAGUCACUGGACAUGCCUGACACUGUGGCAGAGUUGAAGGACUUCUGCAAAGAUCUAGUGCAGAAGUACAAUUGUCUGUUUAAAGUAUACUUGCUACGAAUGAAUUUGCAUGAAGAAAGGAGACGACAAGAAUAUCUACGAGAGCAAAUAGACAAGAUUAUAGAAUCAAAACAUGCACAAAAAAGAGGCCUUCAGCUCGAGAUGUAUCUAAAAUCAACACAUGCAUACAUAGCUGCACUUCGGCAGAAGCUUAACGACAACAGGAAGAGAGCUGCAAGUAAAUGUGAGAAUCUUAAGCAGAAACUUGAAGCAGCUUUCGACAAAACAGCGCGACUGCAAGAUGAGUUGGUGUCUAUCCAGUCGAAAAUGACAGUAAAGCCUGUUGUUGUUGACCCAUCGGUUACGCAGCGAAAGUGACCUCAUGCGGUUCCACAAAGAAAUAGUAACACUGAACUGUAUUGUCAUUCGGGAAGGAAGAACAUACCCAAGGUUCUAUGCCAAAAGAAGAACCAUAAAAUGACAACAUGAGCUAAAACGAUAGUUAGUUUGCAACUGGGUAUUUCUCUGUUAUUGCUAUAUGUGGUCUUGUUUUCAUGUAUGUAUUGUGGCGUUCAGUUUAAUGCUGAAAUAUAAUGACAGAUCUUCAAUAGUAUUA
Molecule: messenger RNA, 2634 nt
Organism: Schistocerca gregaria
Lineage: Eukaryota; Metazoa; Arthropoda; Insecta; Orthoptera; Acrididae
Product: myosin-2-like
Exons: 5
Coding region: 501-2396 (631 amino acids)
Source: RefSeq, a predicted model, not a curated record